AUGUGGGGAGGAACAGGAAUACUACUCAUUUGCACCCUUACUCUCCUUCCAACAAUCCAUGGCUUCAAGAAUCCAUAUGAUGUGCUUGGAGUUCGUAGGAAAGCUGAUAUACAAGAAAUAAGAAAAGCUUACAAGCAGCUUGCAAAGGAAUGGCACCCUGAUAAAAACAAUGAUCCAGAAGCUGAGAGCAAGUUUGUUGAGAUCACAAAGGCUUAUGAAUUGUUAUCUGAUCCCGCAAGGAGAAAGAAAUUUGAUGACCAUGGUAUUACAGAAGAUACAUCAAAUCUUGAUGAGCGUCCUGACUACUCUAAAUUUCAUAGAUUUGCCUUUGAUGAGUUUGAAGAUUUUUUUGGGUUUGCUGGAAAAGGAUUCAAUUUUUUCCAAAAUGGUGACUCACUGUAUCACAAGAUGACCAUCACUGGAAAACAUUUUGAGAAUCAUAUUAAACCUGAGAGUUAUAAGAAGCCAUAUGUCAUCUUAUUUUAUUCAGACAUGUGCUUUUCUUGUGUCCAUGCUGAACCAGUUUGGAGGAAAAUUGAUGAAGAAAUGUCAUUCAUUGGGAUUGGCACUGCUACAAUGCACGCAGGGCAUGAGCGAGCAAUAGCCAAGAAAAUUGGUAUUUCAAGUCUACCUGGGAUUGUUGUUACCAUUGAUGGCCAAAGCUGGGUGUACAAAGAGAACAUGCUGAGUUCCGCAAAAGUGAUGGAGUUUGUCAAACGAAGGUUUCAUGCUAAUCUUAUAGAAACUCUGAAUGAAGAUACAAUCUCCCCAUUCCUUCAAGGCUGGACAGAUAAUCGUGUGAGAAUUAUCAUCUUUGCAAAGUUGCCAAAUCCUAGGCUAAGGUACACGGUGAUUGCACAUCAGUACCAGGAGAGAGCUGCAUUUGGAUAUGUGAAGGUGGCCACUGAAGAGGGUAAGAGGAUCAUGGACAAAUAUGGAGUUGAAGGAUAUGGUGAUACUGUGCUUUUGUUCAAUGAGAUUACCGAGCGACCAGUUGCUAGUCUGAGCAUGUCAGAAAUACCAGUGAAUACAUUGAGGAGCAUGAUUGAGAGUAACCAGUACUUGAUACUUCCUAGACUAUCCAACCAGCAGUUGUUUGACACCAUGUGCCCUGCGGAAGCAUCCCGAUACCGGAAACACCUAUGUGUAGUUCUACUAACCAGUGACAAGACAGAACACGAACCAUAUCGUACCAUGAUGCGGGAAUUUGCUCUUAACCAUGAUUAUUCAAAAAGGGUCAAAUUUCUAUAUCUCCUUGUCAAUAAACAGGAACCCUUUGUCACUACCCUGAUUGAAAAUCCUGGAAAUAUUGGAGAUCCUAACCUAAAAGUUGUUAUCAUAUGGAGAAAGGAAGAUCUGGUUGUAAAAUAUGAGUGGCUAUCCAUUUCAUGGGAUGUGGCUACUGAGAGAGCCAACCUAUCCAAGUCAGAACUAGAAAAGACCAUUCAUCGACUGCUUCAAGCUGAAGAGGUCCUCUUAUAUGAAGUCAAGAUUGACCAUCUCCUUGAUGAGCAUGCUCCUAGUCUAACAGGGAAGAUCAUGACCAAGUUUCUUCUGGCUUGGGAUACCCUGCAGGAAAGUGUGGCCAAAGAAGAUCUCAUCCCAGCUUUGUCUGUGUUUGGCACAGUUAUUUUCAUCAUUGUGAUUGGAUAUUUUAUGUCAUACCUCAUGCGAAUGGAAGAGGAAUCCAUACAGAAGCGUAGAGCAGAAAACAGUAAUUCAGCUACAGGUAGUAAGCCAAAACCUCCUCCAGAACCACAGUUGAAGAUCCAUGAGCUUCGUGGUGAGACAUAUAAUGGUCUUAUACGGCUUUUAAAGCCCGGUUGUCGCACUCUUGUCAUCAUCCUUGAUAAGAGCUCUAUGAAGCCCUUACUCUUGAAGUUUCAUCGUGCAAUGUGGCCAUAUCGGAAGAACAAAACCCUUAUGUUUGCCUAUCUUCACGUGGACAGGGGUUUGGAUUGGUUCAAGAAAUUGCUUUACUUGGCCAUACCAGAAUUGGAUGGUGUGGACCUAAACAUCAACCCCAAGAAUGUUCUUGGCACUGUUCUGUCACUGAAUGGGCAUCGGAAAUACUUUUGCAUGUAUCAUGCCAAGUAUCGAGACCAUGGCUUUAAUCAGAAAGGGUCUGGUGCUUUCAUGGGAUUUGAAGAUAGUCAGUCAUCAGAUGAAGAUGUAGAAGCUCCAUCUCAGCAGAAGGAAACUGAGAGAAUUUUUGAUCAGUAUGAAAGCGAUAUUCUCUUCAUUGAACAUCUUCUGGAUGCAUUGCCAAACUGGCUUGAUCGGCUCUUUGAAGGGACAACAAAGCGCUACCAUGUGAACUAUUGGCCUGAUUCAAUAGGGAAGUGA
This is a messenger RNA of Darwinula stevensoni, 2346 nucleotides long. The record is from the annotation of a GenBank genome assembly. Lineage: Eukaryota; Metazoa; Arthropoda; Ostracoda; Podocopida; Darwinulidae.